Molecule: messenger RNA, 2231 nt
Organism: Arachis stenosperma
Lineage: Eukaryota; Viridiplantae; Streptophyta; Magnoliopsida; Fabales; Fabaceae
Product: dihydrolipoyl dehydrogenase 2, chloroplastic
Exons: 15
Coding region: 189-1892 (567 amino acids)
Cellular component (GO): mitochondrion; oxoglutarate dehydrogenase complex
Molecular function (GO): dihydrolipoyl dehydrogenase (NADH) activity; flavin adenine dinucleotide binding
Source: RefSeq, a predicted model, not a curated record
AAGUGGUUAAUCCGCCACUCUUUGGUUUCUCCGCCUCUUUCACUUGCUCCUCCUAACUCCCAACGGAUUCAUCGAGAGACACCUUUUCUUUCUGUCUUAUAUCUUCUCAGAUCUCCCUUCUCCCUUUUAUUUCCAUUUUCGCCAUUCCCAUUCUCCGUUCUCUCUCUCUCUCUCUCUCUCUCUCCAAAAUGCAGUCGACUCUCUCACUCUCCUUCUCUCCUUCUUCCUCCGCCGCAGCAGUUUCCAGAUCACACACCACCAGAUUCUCACUAAACACUUCCACGCCCCUCAAUCUCCGCUUCUGCGGCCUCAGGCCUCAGGCAUUAGCUUUCAAUGCUUCCGGCAACCAUCGUUCCUCUAAGCUCCCGUCCCGUCCCCGCUCUCAAGCCAUCUCAGCUGCGCUCUCCGCCAAUGGCAGCCCUCCCAAAUCCUUCGACUAUGAUUUGUUGAUUAUUGGCGCUGGCGUCGGCGGCCACGGAGCUGCGCUUCACGCUGUAGAGAAGGGUUUGAAAACGGCAAUUGUGGAGGGAGACGUGGUGGGAGGGACGUGUGUGAACAGAGGCUGUGUUCCUUCAAAGGCUCUUUUGGCUGUGGCUGGUCGUAUGCGAGAACUGCAGAAUGAUCACCAUUUGAAGUCCUUGGGCUUGCAGGUUUCUGCUGCUGGGUAUGACAGACAAGGAGUUGCUGACCAUGCUAUAAAUCUUGCGUCAAAAAUCCGCAAUAACUUAACCAACUCAAUGAAAGCACUUGGAGUAGAUAUACUUACUGGUUUUGGAAAAAUUUUGGGUCCUCAAAAAGUGCAAAUUGGCUCCUCAGACAAAAUAGUAACUGCAAAAGAUAUCAUUAUUGCAACUGGAUCUGUUCCUUUUGUUCCCAAGGGAAUUGAAAUUGAUGGGAAGACUGUGAUUACCAGUGACCAUGCACUCAAACUGGAGUUUGUUCCUGAUUGGAUAGCAAUUGUUGGAAGUGGUUACAUUGGCCUUGAAUUCAGUGAUGUAUAUACUGCACUUGGAAGUGAGGUUACUUUUGUUGAAGCUUUAGAUCAGCUUAUGCCUGGAUUUGAUCCAGAAAUUGGAAAAUUGGCUCAGAGGGUUCUUAUUAACCCCCGGAAUAUUGAUUAUCAUACGGGAGUUUUUGCAAGCAAGAUCACGCCGGCAAGGGAUGGAAAACCUGUCAGGAUUGAACUCAUUGAUGCAAAGACCAAGGAACCAAAGGACACUUUGGAGGUGGAUGCUGCACUAAUAGCAACUGGAAGGGCUCCAUUCACACACGGUCUUGGGUUGGAGAAUAUUGAUGUGGUAACACAGAGAGGUUUCGUUCCUGUGGAUGAGCGCAUGCGAGUAAUUGAUUCAAAUGGAAAGCUGGUACCGCAUUUAUAUUGCAUUGGUGAUGCAAAUGGCAAAAUGAUGCUUGCUCAUGCUGCCAGUGCUCAAGGAAUUUCAGUUGUUGAACAAGUUACUGGAAGAGAUCACGUACUCAAUCAUUUAAGUGUUCCGGCUGCUUGUUUCACUCAUCCUGAAAUCAGCAUGGUUGGACUAACAGAGCCUCAAGCAAGGGAGAAAGGUGAAAAAGAGGGUUUUGAAGUAAGUGUUGCCAAAACAAGUUUUAAAGCUAACACAAAGGCACUAGCAGAAAAUGAAGGAGAGGGACUUGCCAAGUUGAUAUAUAGACCUGACAAUGGAGAGAUACUAGGUGUUCAUAUUUUUGGUCUGCAUGCAGCAGAUCUCAUUCACGAAGCAUCAAAUGCAAUAGCAUUAGGAACACGUAUUCAGGACAUAAAACUUGCAGUUCAUGCUCAUCCAACUUUGUCAGAGGUUCUUGAUGAGCUGUUCAAGUCAGCAAAGGUUAAAGCACAUGCUUCCAUCCCAGUAAGUGAACCAGUUGCAGUGUAAUCUUCCCCAAAAGUAUAAAUUUUGAAGAAAUUUGCUUGUACUAGGAACCUCCGGAAUACUCAUCUUCAAGCGGAAGACUUGGGCACAUUCAGAAGCCUGUAGUAGGGAACCGCUGGAAGGAGACCACGGACAGCCAUGGAAUGAAUAGCCGCGGAGUAUUAGAUGUAGUAUUAUCACUUUUUCUUAGUAUUUUUAGUGCAUUCCAGAGAUGCUUAGCUUCAAUGUUGCAUUUCUCAAACUGAUUUGCUUCUCAUAAUUAUAGUCUUCUUUAGAGUGGUAUACUUUACAAAGCUCUUGGUUUUUGCACCCAAAAAUAAUGUACCCAUUUUUUCCUCAUAA